This is a messenger RNA of Morone saxatilis (striped sea-bass), 723 nucleotides long. Its product is annotated as low affinity immunoglobulin gamma Fc region receptor III-like. Gene Ontology annotation, biological process: cell surface receptor signaling pathway. The record is from RefSeq and is a predicted model, not a curated record. Gene Ontology annotation, molecular function: transmembrane signaling receptor activity. The transcript has 4 exons. Bases 97 to 723 code for a protein of 208 amino acids. NCBI's taxonomy places the organism in Eukaryota, Metazoa, Chordata, Actinopteri, Moronidae.
UUUCCUCGUAUUUCUCCAGACAGACUGCAGUUCUUUGAAUAUGAGACUCUCACUAUAAGUUGUGAAGAGUUUGGAGGCUUGAGUGAAUGGAGAGUGAUGAAGAAGCUCAAAAUAACUCCAACAGAGUCUUACAACUGGAACUCAUCAGCAGCCUCCUGCACCAUUUAUCCUACCUUUAAAAGACACAGUGGAGAAUACUGGUGUGAAGAUGCAGAGGGAAACACAAGUGAUGUCCUCAACAUCUCCAUCACUGCUGGUUCAGUAAUCUUGGAGAGCCCUGUCCUGCCUGUGGAGGAGGGAGACAAUGUGACUCUGCACUGCAAAAAGAAGAAAAGUUCCUCUGACCUCAUAGCUGAUUUCUAUAAAGAUGGCCUCCACAUCAAGACUGGCUAUAAAGGAAGCAUGACCCUCUACAAUGUUUCCACAUCAGACGAAGGACUCUACAAGUGUAACAUCAUUGGAGCUGGACAAUCACCAGAGAGCCGACUGCUUGUCAGAGGUCAACAGUGUUUCAAAACCUGUAAAGGACUUUUUGAAGAGACUCAUCCUUCCCAUAGUCACUCCCUUAAUCUCCUCAUCAUGCUUUUACUGCUGCCCCUGCUGCUGUUGGUGUUGGGAGUAAUCCACUGCAGGAAACACAAAGAUAAAGUGGACAAAACCGAAGGAAGCACCGCCAGAGGAAAUGUGUCUUAUAGACCAUUGAGAGCAGAGACAUCGGACUGA